ACUGAGGGUUCUGUACAAAUAGAACAUAAUAUAAAUAAGUGAAACCUUGCCAAACAGCAGCUGAACCAAAACAGAUUGUCAAUUACGUGAACGGUGAACUUUAAAAGCAGGCAAGUAAUUAUUCUUGCUCAAACUGCAUUGCUAACCGAGUGCAACCUCACGCCAUUCUAAACGGUGAUUGCAUAGUGAACGGUUCAAUAAAAAAAUCAAGAAUAACGCUUGGAGUAACUGAACGGUGGAAAAAUCCUAACUAUGGAUCGCUGGAUUUGCAAGAACGCCGUGGUGACAGGAGCUAGCGCUGGUAUUGGAGCCGCCGUCUGCGUGGCGCUCGCGACCGCUGGCAUCAACGUCGUGGGACUCGCCCGAAGACCAGCGUUAAUUGAUGCAUUGCAAGCCAAAGUGACCGGGAAAGGCCUGAUUAAGUCUGUGAAGUGCGACUUGACGCGGUCGGACGAUGUCGCUGCGGCCUUCAAAUGGAUUAACGAGAACGUUGGCUGCGUUCACAUCAUUGUUAACAAUGCUGGCGUGUUUCAUAGGGGACAUAUCACGGAUUUGGGCGAGGAGGGGUUGAACGAUGAUCAGAUACUCGCUACCAUUGGCACGAACUACACGGCGGCAGUGCUGUGCACGCGACACGCCAUCCACUCCAUGAAGACCCACGGACUCGAAGCGCAUAUCAUUAACAUUAACAGUAUUGCCGGACACUACGUGCCUUUCUCACCGUUUUUCAACGUGUACCCGAGCACCAAGUACGCGAUCUCUGCCUUCACCGCCGGACUACUCAACGAGCUAUCUGAGCACAAGACCAAUAAAAUCAAAGUCACUAGCUUGUCGCCCGGGCUGGUGCACACGCAGCUGGCGUCGGACGCCUUCCAGCAGACCAAGCAGCUGCCGGGGCUGCGGCCCGAGGACGUCGCCGACGCCAUACUGUACCUGCUGUCCACGCCACCGGCCGUUAACGUAAGUAUAUGUAGUUGUAGGACUUAUAGUAAACAAAAAGUAUAUUUUUUUGAUGUGACCUCUGAAGUAAGUUUUAAAUUAGCGCAGGCUUUAAUUGCUAUACCAGACUUUUUGGUGACACUUUACAAAGGGUUUUAUUGAAACGAGUUUGGCCGGUUUGGACUAGCAUGAUGUAGGGACGGGAGGGCAAAAUUGACGUGACUAUUAUUUAUAGUAUGCAGAACUUUGCUAGUUGGGUCUUAGUACACUUCGGCUGUGAUUUGUAUUGCUACUACUAAGUAACAUUCUAAAAUAUAAAACUGUUCAAUUUACAGAUCGAUGAGCUAACAAUAACAUCAGUGACAGAAAAACGUCUGUGAUUGUAGAAAUAAAUUUAAUGACUA
Trichoplusia ni (cabbage looper) is the source of this 1343-nucleotide messenger RNA. RefSeq names its product farnesol dehydrogenase-like. Lineage: Eukaryota; Metazoa; Arthropoda; Insecta; Lepidoptera; Noctuidae. Bases 253 to 1101 code for a protein of 282 amino acids. The record is from RefSeq and is a predicted model, not a curated record. The transcript is spliced from 6 exons.